UGUUUGAGCAUUCCCACAGGACUGCGAGCGAAAGAAGAAGCAAACGCGACGAUGAUGCCGAAAGCGUUUGUCAUCAUUUCACAACCGGAGCCACAUUGGGAAUCUUUGGUCCCACCCACAGUCACAUCUAGAGCUAGAAAUUUAUUUCUUUUGAUGGUGAAUAGAACCAUUCCAAGUCUUUAGCUGCUACUAACAAGAGAACGGAAAAUGGACCACAGCCACUCCCAGUACGACGGCUCUGCCGAAAGUAGUACCUACGAGGCCACGAUGGCGAGGAAAUCGACGUUUCGUCUGCCAGAUCCAAUUCAUUGGUCUCCCGAAAUGGCAUUCCGUGAUCAACCCUACAGACACUUGCACCAUCAAAAGGGUCUCAUGGGAAUAGUCCGAGUUCGUUUGUUGGAGGCGGCUGACCUGGAACGGUCGUAUUGGUCCGCCUUGGCCUUGGGACCUGUCAAACAUCUGGGCUUGUCGACCGCUCAUGGUCCCAUCAGUUCCUUUUGUACAUUUACCAUGGAAGCGGAAUCACACAACCAAGAAAACGAAGGUUUGACGGCACAGAAUAACGAAGAUGCCAAAAUGCCAGCCAAACCUUCAGCGAAUGCCAAAAUGAUGGAAAAGACGCUUUCUCAGCCUGUGGUAGCCAGUCCGGUGAUUCCGCAAGACAACAAUCCAGUCUGGAGUGACUUUCAUUUUGAAAUGCCAUUGCGAAAAGGUUCCUUUCGUGAAGAUGGGAUGCGCAUCAUGCUGUCCGUUCGAGUCGAUGAAGAUGCUCAUGUGGCGGAAAAACUCAUUCCCGGAAUUCCCAAAGGAGACGAUCGCUUGAUUGGAAGAGGCAAGGUGGAUAUCACGUCCCUGUGUCUGGGAGAAACUAUGUUUGGAGAAACACAAGUGGGUGUCUUGGAUGCAUGGGUUCCCGUCUACUACACGGUGGAUGAUCAGGAAGAAUUGGAAGGACAGCAACAACAACAUCAUCAACAACAGCAUCAUCACUUGCACAAUCAAUUUGCUCUAGCGCCACCAGCGGCUGCGGCUGCUACCGCCUCCAAACCGUCCAAAGAGGAUCCACUCAAAAACCCAACACCGUCCAAAAAGACACCCACCAGAAAACAAGUUGGAAAGGUCCGUCUGCUGAUUACGUAUCGACCCAAUGGAAUGGAACCCCAGCACAAUGAUGUAGUCGCAUUGGAAUCAUAUGCCAGACGCCCACCGAAACGAUCCACUUGCUACCCCAUAUUACCACCCCUCAUGCCCAUGAUUGUUCGAGAAGUCAAAGAUCCGUAUCUGUUGGUCGAGUACUCCUUGCCCGUGGCAAACAUCACAUCCAGUCGUCAGGGUGGCGACAACAAUCACAACCAGCACAUGGGAGAAGAGUUACGUCGCGACAACAAAGCAUGCAUGCGAAUCCACCGAAACUCCGUCUUUGUCAUUGAACGCAAGAACUUUGUCGAUGCGACCGUGGGAUUGGCGCUCAUGCCCGCCGAUGCCAUUAUGAGCACUCCCCUGGGACAAACCGGUGCCCAAGUCCUGGGACCCAUUUUGAAUGCGGGACGCGAACUUCUCAUGCCCGCCACACUGUCCUUCAAACUCGCAUUCAUGGCUCUACGGACUACGACCAUGGUAUCUUUAUCGGGAGUGCAGGCGGCGGGUGGUGCCAUCAUCCAUCAAGCGGCAUCGCCCUGGGCCAAUCAGAGCGAGGAAUCUCAGUACGAACAAGAACGAAACCGUGCCAGAGCAAAACUGGCGCACUUAUAGAUAGUAAUGAUAGAAUGAAUGAAUACAGCAGGAUGCUUCAUGGCAAC
Messenger RNA from Seminavis robusta, 1799 nucleotides. NCBI's taxonomy places the organism in Eukaryota, Bacillariophyta, Bacillariophyceae, Naviculales, Naviculaceae. The record is from the annotation of a GenBank genome assembly.